GCUUUGGGGAUCGGGAAGCGCAUGUGCUGGCUGGUGUGCUCGUGGUGCUGGGAGACCCAGCAACAAAAAAUCGCCAGACCAUGCUUCACGGUUCACCAUGCCUCGCGCCGUCACUUCCCCGAUUUGACAGCGGACAAUUGCCCCAGGGAUCGCAGCGAUCCAAUCGAUGAUCACGAGAGCCGGCAGCGAUGCGCCCUGCACUCGUCCGUGCCAGAGCCAAAAGGGCUUGACUUCAACUUGCAAAUCAUGUCCUUUGCUGCUGCUGCUGUUGCUGCUGGUGGUGCUGUUGCGGUUGCUGCACCACGGCCCCCCUCCCAGCCUGCGCUGCCCUCCCUGCCCUGGUCCUGGUCCUGGUCCUGGUCCUGGACGUCCGACUCCGCAAAUCCUAACUCACACGUCGCGCCAUACCCGUCUGGAUAAUCUUGUACGACCUUCUUCAGCUGUGCUGCAGCAUCCUGGCUCCUCAACCUCAACUCUUGGAAUUAACCCAAUUCAUGCUUUCUUCUUCUGCACAUACAUCCGCAAAGCAGGGUUGCCGGGCAAGGGUGGCACUUGGGAUCCCACCGACGUGUGGGCGUCCUAUCAGGCUGCCCCUUCAUUACUGAUAUUGUCAUGUCAGGCACUUUCCACAGCCUUCACCAUUCAGUUCAUAGGCGGAUCUUUGCGCCGCUGACUCGUUGUAUGUGAGGGGAUGAGAUUAAAGGCCCCACGGGCCCACGGAUGUGCACCUGCAUCUGAGGAGGAGGCCUGGAGGACAACGUUGUGAAGAGAUCCAAACACCACCCCUACGGAUGUCGAACCUUGAUCGUUGCGUGGGCGCCGUCGAUCACUCUCUCCCAUGUUUGAAGUGCCUUUCCGGGUCCUUGGGAGCCAGCAAUAAGUAAUGAGGCAGGAGCAAAGAUUGGACCGGGGGUAGCUCCAGUUUACGUGGGAUGUUUCUGCUCCCGACUGUGCAAUCCGAUCAGAAAUUCCUGGGCAUGCUCGCGGAUUGGUGGCGGCCCUUGAAGUUGGACUCCUGAAGGGGUCAUUGAUGUUCUGGUCCCUAGCUUUCGCUGCUUUCUGG
Molecule: messenger RNA, 1063 nt
Organism: Hyaloscypha bicolor E
Lineage: Eukaryota; Fungi; Ascomycota; Leotiomycetes; Helotiales; Hyaloscyphaceae
Exons: 1
Coding region: 167-673 (168 amino acids)
Source: RefSeq, a predicted model, not a curated record